AUGGAUGUAUUAAUUUCGAAGAUAUCCAUACAAAACGUGAAGGAUGCCCGAGAAAGCUUCUUGCCAGGCAUUUCUAAAAACGACCGGAAAGGAUAUGCAGUUCUCACCGAUGAAUCCUUGCGCAACGUAGAAUUAAGUACGUUGGUGAGGAUAGUUUCUCCUUAUUAUAUCAGAAAGCACGAGUCCAGAAAAUGUAGUUUUAAAGAACCCUUAGUGAGGUUGCUUGAAGUCCUGACAUUAGAUGCUGGUACUGUGGAUGAGCGGUCGUUUUCAAUCUUUUGA
Chondrus crispus (carragheen) is the source of this 282-nucleotide messenger RNA. RefSeq lists its product as hypothetical. NCBI's taxonomy places the organism in Eukaryota, Rhodophyta, Florideophyceae, Gigartinales, Gigartinaceae. The transcript has a single exon. Bases 1 to 282 code for a protein of 93 amino acids. The record is from RefSeq and is a predicted model, not a curated record.